UUAUCAAAUUUCAUAUCUCACCUUCUUCCGGCUAACUGGCGAGGGCCCACGCUAGUCCUCUGUUAUGGUACAAUCCGGGAGUUCAAUUGGCCUCCUUGAUGUUAGCGAAAAGUGGGCUUGACAUUUCACCAUAAAUGGGCUUUUCUUGGCCAAGACGGCACACCAUGGAUUACGAAACCACCUUCAGUCCCUAAUCUUAUCCCCACUAUGCUGAGCCCAUUUUGGCCUUUCCACUUUUUUUACUAACGAAGCUGCUCAACUUUAUUUUCUUCUUCUGAAUAGCUCCCUAAGCAUCUCAUUGUCGAGCACUGGUUGAAUUUUCGUCAAUAACUAGAGACUGUAGAACAAGCCGAGACGACUCUAUCUUUCCUAUCACAAAUCACAAAACUAAAACGUACCAAAAAAUUGCAUCAUUUUGAAACUCUACUAUAACCAACUUUUUUUUUUUUUUCCUAAAAGGCCUUCACCUCGAUUAAGUUGGAGGACAUUUUGGUCGUUUCUUAUGUGCUUUAAAGGGAUUAACACCAAAUUUACAGAAAGGUUAUAAUCAGAUGGAAGAUUGAACAUUGAAGUAACACAACACCUAGCCAGAAGUAACGUGGAGCUGCCAGCACCAAACAAAACUGGGGGCCCAAUAAACAUCUUCGUGGAUCAAAACCGGAAAAAAACCCACGCGCUCACAACCUAUCAACAGCUCUAAUUCUAUCCCCAAAUUUCUCAUCUUCUCCACAUCCUCCGCCAAUCCUUCUCCCAUUUCACAACCAAUGAUGCUCCUCCGUAGCGCCGCCGUCUCCUCCUCCGCCACCGCCGCGAAUGUUCGCCUUACCGCCGCCACUCACUCCUCCCGAACCCCUCGUCGGACGACGAACAUCAAUUCCCUCUCUGUAAAAGCCAAAUACGCAAUCUCCAACGAGGACCUCGAGUCCCGCGGCUUCCUCCUCCGGCGAACCGCCGCCGACCUCGACCUGGACCAGCUGAACGCCGUGUUUGUCCGGGUCGGGUUCCCGAGGCGGGACCCGGAGCGGAUCAAGGUGGCGCUGGACCACACCAGCUCCCUGCUAUGGGUGCAGGACAAGCGGAGCGGGUGGCCCGUCGCCUUCGCCCGGGCCACCGGCGACGGGGUGUUCAACGCCAUCAUCUGGGACGUGGUGGUCGACCCGUCGUUUCAGGGGAUCGGGUUGGGGAAGGCGGUGAUUGAGAGGCUGGUGGAUGAGAUUUUGGAGCAAGGGAUUGUGAACAUUGCGCUGUAUUCGGAGCCCCGGGUUCUCGGGUUUUACCGCCCGCUGGGGUUCGUUGCCGACCCGGAUGGGAUCCGCGGGAUGGUGUUCUCCAGGAGGAAUAAGAAGUGAAUGAAUGGUUCAGGUUAUUACACGUGGCCGUCUCGUUCUUCUUGUUCUUCUUUAGUUUUAUUUUUGACAUUUUCUUUUGUCCAUUUAAAUUCUCUUUUUCAAUUUUUAGGUUUUCAUAAGAUAUUGAGAGAAAGAAGCCUAAAGAAACCUCCUUUGUAGAUUUUGUAGAAAAUGUAUGUUUUGUAAUUUGAAUUCAAUUUCACAUCAUUAUCCGUAUCUAAUAAAAUGAGUUGUGAGUAACGACAUGAUCAUUAUUGUCACCAACAUCAAGAUCAUUUAGAAUGUUUGUGAACACUAACGCGAUGAUCGCAGUCAAUGGCGGAUCCAGGGGGUGGCCACCCCGGGCCCCGGCCCAGCCCUCCUCUGGAUCCAUAGUUAGUAUAAGCCUUAUGAAUUUUUCGAUUUUAGAUAUUCGGGUCGUUGUUAUUUUAAAAUAAGAUUGGGUAUAAUUAGAAAAAUAAUUCAGAUGAACAUAUUCAAAAUCACUACUCUAAAUUUAGCUUAUAAAUUCUAACCCCAAAGGUUAUUCGUCUAAAAAAACAAUGAAACCUAAAAAUUCAAAAAGUUUAAAACGUAAAAGACUAAAACAUAUAUGAGGUUUGUUACCUUGAAAAUUUACUAGAGCAGCGGGUGGAUAUAGGUAUGGAAACACAAUGCAAAUUGAUUAGUAGAUUGAUUUGUCUGAUGUUGAUGCUGCUCGUUUCAACAACUAAUACGAAGAGAACCUUUUCAACAAUGAAACAUGUGAAAAUUGAUUUGCGCAACAAAAUGAGCGAUAAAUUUCUAGUCGAUUGCUCAAGUAUUUUAUUUGAAACAGUGUAUACUAUUGGUAUGGAUGUGGACUCCAUUAUUAAUGCAUUCGCUAAAUUGAAAUACCACCGUGUACAAUUUACAUUGUAAAUAAAUUAUAAUCAUGAUAUUUUUUUAUUAUUCUAAUUUUCUAAUAAAAUGCGGCCCAGUGCACUUCUGUGUUCUGGAUCCGCCACUAAUCGCAGUUAUCGGGAUCUCGACCUUCAAUUCCAUGAUAAUAUUGUGACAAUAAUGUCUAGGAUUUCAUACUCUCGUGUCUCGCCUACAACACCAUCCUCGUCUUCAGAUUCCAGAGAGCAAGGAUUUGGGAACCAUACAUCAUCAACUCGUAGUCUGGACUAAUGGUCACGUAUGCAAGAUGAGCAACGGGGUUGUUAAGAUCAAAACUCAAAGUUCUACCAUAAGAUGAGAGCAAGUAAAUAGUUGAUGCAUCCAAAAUACAUACAAUUCUAGUUCUGGAGUGGAACUCCACAAGCCUCUUCCCAGUGAGACUUUGUUUGUUUACCAGUGAAUGACUGCGAAGUGAGGAGUUAUCUCGUUUCAGUAAUUGGGCCAGGCCUGUCUUCCAGCUCCUUGUAGUAGGGCUGCAAGAUCCACGGUGGCCAAUAUUAUUUUCGGUCUCUGGGCUUAUUUUUGGAGCUCCACUGAAAUCUCAUAAACUACACUUAGAAGUAGAGCCCAAAUCGGUAGUGAUAUAUAUUUUUUAUAAAGGUUACGUAAAUUU
Messenger RNA from Linum trigynum, 2883 nucleotides. Lineage: Eukaryota; Viridiplantae; Streptophyta; Magnoliopsida; Malpighiales; Linaceae. The record is from the annotation of a GenBank genome assembly.